Trichoderma atroviride IMI 206040 is the source of this 2630-nucleotide messenger RNA. RefSeq lists its product as uncharacterized. Gene Ontology annotation, biological process: proton motive force-driven ATP synthesis; proton transmembrane transport. Gene Ontology annotation, molecular function: proton transmembrane transporter activity. Lineage: Eukaryota; Fungi; Ascomycota; Sordariomycetes; Hypocreales; Hypocreaceae. The record is from RefSeq and is a predicted model, not a curated record.
UCGUCUGGGGAAACAUGUGUCAUUUGUUGAAAGUUGAUAGUCUUCACGCCUUAGAAGUUAAUAGUGGCUGUCCUGCAUAUGGUUGGAUUAAGGUUUAAGCCAAUAAUGACCUCUGCCGCUCUGUAUGCAGAGAUUUAGACCUCCUCUCAGUGAAGCCGAUGGCUUUGUGGCAGAAACGUCAAUGGCCACUGGCUGACGCCUGAGUCCUUCAUUGGAAUGCCAACUCCCAAAGUUUCAUCUCUUCUGGUGUACAAGUCCAAUUGGCGCCGCCAAAUAGAGUAGAAGCCUCAGGCUGUAAAAAUCUGGAGGGUGCAAACGAAGAGCUUUCCUCAGGCAUUUGCAAAUCCUGCGAAUCCGCACCCGGCUUCCCCCGAUUGGAUGAAAGACCGCCGCUGGUAUCCCUCUACUGAUGCUAAGAUGGGCACCAUAAUUUUCGAAGAAAAAUUCGUUCGGCCUCAGUCAUCCACUUGGUCCGGCGGUGGGAAUUUCACUCGUUUGUCCAACCUUGGCCCCGGCUGACCUCCUUGGCCAAUCCCCAAGGUGGGUCCUCUUUUCUUGCCAUUCCUCUAUCCAGCUCCAGUUCUCUUUUUCUCUCUCUCCUUCUUCCUCCAGACUUGACCUUCACCACUCCAUCCAAUCCAUCCAGUCCAAUCUUCCAAACCCCCUCAAACCAUCACAAUGGCCUCCCGUGUCUUCGCCUCCCGCCUGGCCUCCCAGAUGGCCACCAAGGCUGCUCGCCCUGCCAUGCGUGCUCCCGUCGCUGCCGCCAAGCGCACCAUCACCACUGGCAGCCCCAUGCAGGCCAUGAAGCGCCAGACCAUCCAGGCUGCUGGCCGCAACGCUUUCCAGGCUCAGCGCCGUGCCUACUCUUCCGAGAUCGCCCAGGCCAUGGUUGAGGUCUCCAAGAACUUGGGUAUGGGUUCUUCCGCCAUCGGUCUGACCGGUGCUGGUAUUGGUAUCGGUGUCGUCUUCGCUGCCCUCAUCAACGGUGUUGCCCGCAACCCCGCUCUCCGUGGCCAGCUCUUCUCCUACGCCAUUCUGGGUUUCGCUUUCGUCGAGGCUAUCGCUCUUUUCGACCUCAUGAUUGCCCUGAUGGCCAAGUUCACCUAAAUUGCCUAUCGAGAGAUUGGAACAGCUCCGGCCAGUGGAUGGAGCAAUUAAUAAAAGGGGACGACGUUGGACCGUCCACCAUUUGGAGUUUGAUGGUUUGUCAAAUGCAAUUGGGGUGCCAACGUGCACAAUAAAAUAAGGAAGAUGAUGCAUCAUAGACGGUGUUAGAGAUUGGGGAAUUUGGUCAUCGAUGAAAAUGAUGUCCUCUGUCUCAUAGAUUUUGGGUUACCACCCGUCACGCUCCGUCAUGGAGUCGAUUGUAAAAUAAAAAAAAGCCUCAAUUUUCAUUUCGCCUCUUCAGUAAAUGAAGGGCUUUGAUCAGUUCAAUUUGAUGUACCAGCCAAAACGCGAUGAGCUUGAUCCGCAAACACUUGUUUGUAACUAUUAUCAAGCCGCUUUUUGACAAGAGGGCAAAUUCAUUGAUAUGACGGGAUAGAGAAGCGUAAAUUUCAGCAAAUAGAGCUCUUCUUUAGAACUAUAGCUAUCACGCAGGCGGGGAACUCAUCAGCAAUUAUUUUUGUGGUUUUCACCGACUUGGUGAGCGCUGAGGGCUAUACUGUGCGUGAUAUAUCGACCAAGGUGUCCACAACCUGAGGGAAAGGAUUGCUCCACACGGUGUUAAAGUGCUGGGCGAGCCUGAUAGCGGGGGAGGGGUUUUGCUUUGUGCUUCACUCAAAGCUGGCGAGCUGGUUUCAAGAGUGGACUCGUGAACAAUGCCCAGUGAUAGUCUGGUGGACCUCAACGAGAUAAGGGAAGGGAUGGCCUGUAUGCCCCAUAGUGGAUCAACUGAAGAGCAUGAGAUCAUAUAUAUCUGCAGUGUCUCAGUAAUUGGCGGUGAUAUUUCGACGUCUCUGUUCAGGAAAUCAAGAUGAUUGAUUGUAAGGCAGCAUAUGCCAUCUUCUGCGAGGCUGAAAUGAUAGCCAGCCAGUCGUCUUGUAUGUCUCAACCCAACAUGGUAGCCGGAUUAGCUUCGUUUGCCAAGCACGAAUUCAACACCCUCGAUGCCCUGCAGCUUUUGAUCGCACAUUCAGGCCUUAUUCGAUCAGCUCUUUGGGCAAACUGAGUUUCGCAAUGCCAUCAACGAAUCGCGCCCAUAGCUAGGCUCCGUGGAAGUCACUCGGGCUAUCGCUAAUAUUCGUCUUUGACUAGAUGCUCGGAUCCCAGGAAGUCAUGCUAAGGAUCCAUGGCCUUGUUUGAUAUUGGACCACCAUCUUCUGCCAAUCGCCCUCGUUGAUGAUCCUUGACGUGCCGUUCUCAUUUGAUCCAAGUGGAUUGGAGUAAUCAUUUACUCGUGUUGAGGUUUUGAAGAAGAGCAGCCAUGUUGACGAAGCGCUCAGAUGGUGGCAUUCUCGCUCAGUAUUGGACUUGGGACGAAGAACAUGAAUGGCGUGCAUCACGGUACUUCUGCGCCAUCUGCCGCGUCGUUCCGAUUAGGCGGAUUGAGAAUCUCGUUCAUCGUGUCGACGCUCAUGCAAUCGAAUUUUGGAUGGUUGAAAAGUCUGGUCUCGAGAGACAAGCAG